AAAAACUAAUGGUUGUCUUUUUGAAUGGUUGUUUUCUAUUCUUUCCUUAUUGCCCCAUGAAUAUUGGAGGAGAAAUGAAAGGUAAAAGAAGUCCUAUAAGAAAGGAUCUGACAAAGCCAUCCAACCAAACAAAUGUUUUCUAAUUAUAUGAAAAAUCUAAACCCACAACCUCAAGCGUAGAUUCCUAUAGCAACAUAUUUCUUUUUUUGGUUGCCUUUUGGGUAUAGUAGUGCCCACAUCAAAAAAAUGAAAAAGGAUGCAUACCCAGUUCAAAAUUUUAGCUAGACAAACAUUCUCUGGCUGGUUUACUCAAAACCCAAUUUUAAAUUUUUGUUCUUUUAUUUUUUAGGGUAGAAAAUUUUGAUGUUAGUACAAAAUGGCUAUUGAUGCAGAGGAUGUACUAGUAUGCAUAUGGAGAUUCCUUCGUUUUUUCAUGCACACUAGUAACGUAUGUGUACAAAAACACCCAUUGUUUUCAUGCAUUUUGUUACUUUUCUUCCUUGUGUACAUAUUCUUCGAUCUUCUGCUAUACCACUCCCCGUUUCUAAUUUGCAUCGCCAUCCUUCUUCGAUGUUUCUGGAGUUCCGAACUACCACCCACAACAACAACAACAACAACAACAAGCGAAGUAACUGUCAAAGAGAGAGAAAAAUCGACAUCACCAACAACGUUGUUGGCGACGAGUACCAUUAAAGAAGAAGUUGUUAAUGUGGUUGCUAAUAGAGAUAGCCUUAGCGUUGGCGAGGGCUUCUCCUCCGUACGACGACAAAAAAGUAGACGAACUAUAGUUGACAGGAACAGAGAAUGGAAAUCCCAAGCUGGAAAAAAAGGAAACGACAACCUGUUUCCUCCCCCAACAAAUGACAAAAAUGCAAAACUAGUUGUGAAAGAAAGAGAGGGCUUUUUGUUUGAACGUGGGCGUGGGCAAAGCUCAUCAUUAUUAUCAUCUAAUUCUAUUGGUAAUAAUCUCCACGUUGUUGGUUCUGAAACGUCAAAGAAAGAGACCCUUUUGCCAUCUGAUGGUUUGGAACAAAAUCAGUUGAAGAAAUCUGACAGCUACAGUGUCGUUUCAGAGGCUGACAACGUUGAAGAUUUUGAAGACGAUGACGAGGAAGAGGAGGAAGAAGAGGCUGUAAAGAAUGGUGGUAAUAAGGCUAUGGAGUGGACAGAAGAUGAUCAGAAGAAUCUUAUGGAUCUUGGGCUUUCAGAGAUCGAAAGAAACAGGAGGCUUGAGAGCUUAAUAGCCAAAAGAAGAGCGAGAACUUUGUUCCAAAUACAGGCCGAGAAAGGGUUGAUUGAUUUGGAUGGUGUUGUUCCAACAAGUACUACAAUAGCCCCUGUUUUUGUUUCAAGAGACAGUCCUUUUGAGGUCCCGAUUGGGGAGGCUAAUGAGAAUGAGUCAUUACAAGUUCCUGGUUCGGCACCUUCGAUUCUUUUACCUAUGCAAAACCCAUUUGAUCUUCCUUAUGAUCCGCUUGAGGAGAAGCCCAAUUUAAUGGCUGACAGUUUUCAGCAGGAGUUUGCAGCUGUUAAUCAGAAGGAAAUGUUGUAUUGCAGGCAUGAAAGCUUCAGUUUGGGACCUUUCCAAUAUGACCAUGAUCAUCAUCAUCAUCACAACCAUCAAGAUCGACGUGAUUUCGGUAACUAUUUCAAUAGUGAGAAGAGAGCAUUUGAAGGAUAUGGAUUACCCAGAUACAAAAGACAAUCAGGAAAUCAAGAUACUCUUAUGGAACAAUUUUUAUCAGAAGUGGGUGUCAGCAAGCCUCUCAAUGAACACAUUCUCGAGAGUCAAGCUCGGGUAUUAAACUCAAAAACAUCCAAAAUGGACAUGGAACUGACUGAAGAAAGUAACGAUGAAACAACCUCAUCAUCUUCAUCAGAUAUGACUAAUGAAGCUGAAGUUUCAAGCAAUAAAGAACCAAAUCAGGGAAACACUGAAACUAAUAUGUCUACAAUAGAAGAACCCAAUUAUGAUUCUAGUCCCACUUCAAACGACAAGAACAGAAUGGAGAACACUAUGUUUUUUUCAGAUCACCAACCUCGUAGACGUAUUCACACUCCUACAUUCUCCAUAGCUUCAGAUAUGCAAGUAGAGGUUUCAGAAGCUGGUUCACCUUCAAUGACAGUUGGGAACAUGUCACCCAAUGAUGUAGAUUCCUUGUCAGAAGAUGUUGAGAUGGUGCAGUCCAAUUCAACAAAUUUCGAUUGUAAGUCCUUUGAUGUUGUUAGUCAAGUGAUGGAAAGUGUGGAAAAGUUGAGGAAUAUUGCUGCAAGCUCUUCAGAAACAAUGGCUUUUGAGAACCAAGAUACAACUACACAGUUGGCUGCACGUUCUUCAUUUGAAGUUCUCUCUGAAGGAACAGAGAAAUCAUGGAGUCUUCCAGAUGAGUCUGUGAAAGAGGGGAGUGUUAUCUAUGAUGAAGGAGAUUCAGUAACUGAGAUUGUUGAUGUCAUGGAAGACCAUGAAAAAGAUGAAGAUGAAGAUGAGGAUGGAUCACUAAUAGUAACUAGACUGGCAAUAGAAAAAGCUCAACAAAAACCAGCUGAAAUGAGAGAUUUGGACUCUGCCUUGCAUAAUGAGGGAAAUUCUGAAAACCUUAAUGGACAUCAAGCUAAGGACUCUUCACAGCUAGCACUAGAGGAAAAUAUGAAUUUGAAAGAUAUGGAAGAUAGUGGGGCACGAACUGAACAAGAGGGCAUUAGUGACAUGUCAAAGUCAGUAGAGACUGAAGACAAAAAAUUGAAUAGAAAGGAUGGAGUUUCCUCAUCAGAUCUUAAUGAGGAGAUAGACAUGGAUGUCCCAAGAUCUGAUCUGGAAGAAUUGGCCAAAACUAGCUCACUAGAUGAACAUACAACUGAUGAUACAAAUCUGAUUAUGACUCAAAAUGGAAACUACAUGGGGAUUUCAUCAACAACUCACAUUUCAAAUACUAGCGGUGUUGAAACGUUAGAGGAACCAUCUUCCUCAGAAAAGUUCACAGAUGAAAGUAAUGGCAACAUCAUAUCCAAUACUCAUGAACCAACUCUAGUCAAUGAAAAGGCAGCUAAAGAAGAACCAGACACACUUCUUAGUACUGAUGUUGUUACAGCAUUUUUCGGAACACCUGAAGUAACUGGCUUGGAAUCGAAUGAAGGUUGCAAAAAUGGAACUGGAAAACUAGCUGAGGGACAAAAUACUCAUUGCAUAACACCAGAAGAUGAUCCACCUGCGCGUGAAAAUGAUUUAGAGAAUGAGAAAAUGAAGUUUGUUGAAGAAAGUAGAGAUGGAUCGAAGCAGGACUUGUCCAUUGAGUCAGCUGAUGUUGCAAAUGACAAUCUAAACACCACAAAGUGUGUUGGAAUUGAAUCGGAUAAUAUGAUGGAGAACAACCUUGAUAUUGACCAAGACCAUUCGAGCAAAAUAGUGAGUAAUAUAAACAUUUCUAUUUCUUUGAAUACUACUGUAGAAGAAUAGGCGAUAAAGUAGUAAAGAUACUCGAUCAAAUUACCAUUAUAUUCCAUAAGUAUUUGUAAUUUGUUACUGUAUAAAUUAUUAUAUUUGUCAAAUAUCUCAUUAGCUAACUUAAUUAACA
This is a messenger RNA of Cannabis sativa, 3572 nucleotides long. RefSeq lists its product as uncharacterized. The coding region runs from base 377 to 3454 and encodes 1025 amino acids. NCBI's taxonomy places the organism in Eukaryota, Viridiplantae, Streptophyta, Magnoliopsida, Rosales, Cannabaceae. The record is from RefSeq and is a predicted model, not a curated record. The transcript is spliced from 5 exons.